This is a messenger RNA of Aspergillus nomiae NRRL 13137, 885 nucleotides long. RefSeq names its product putative mitochondrial solute carrier. Gene Ontology annotation, biological process: mitochondrial citrate transmembrane transport. The transcript is spliced from 3 exons. The coding region runs from base 1 to 885 and encodes 294 amino acids. Lineage: Eukaryota; Fungi; Ascomycota; Eurotiomycetes; Eurotiales; Aspergillaceae. The record is from RefSeq and is a predicted model, not a curated record.
AUGUCUAAGAAAGAAGUCACUUCAUGGCAAUCCAUAGUCGCUGGGGCUGCAGCUGGCGGCGCCGAAAGCCUUCUAACAUAUCCCACCGAAUACUUGAAAACUCGCCAACAAUUACUGAAUCCCAAUGCCCCGAAGCAGUCUCCGGUCCAGCUAUUAACCGCUACGAUCCGACAACAUGGUAUUCGCCAUCUAUACACGGGUAGCAUGGCCUUUUGCGUCUCUAAUGCAUCUAAAUCGGGAAUUCGUUUCUUCGCGUUCGAUACUGCGAAGAAAUGGAUGCCUACGGACUCUUCUGGCAAGGUGACAUCAACGGGAAACAUGUGUGCAGGUCUGGUUGCUGGAGUUGCGGAAAGCGUACUCGUUGUCACACCCGGGGAAACAUUGAAAACCAAGAUCAUUGAUGACCGAGCGGGCGCGAAGAUAUACCAGUCGGCCAGCCAUGCAGUUCGGACUAUUCUAUCGACCGAAGGCAUAUCUGGAUUGUAUCGCGGGACGCUGCCCGUCACGCUAAAGCAGUCAUCUAACGCCAUGGUGCGAUUUACCAGCUACAACUUCUUCCUUCACCAUCUCACCACGCUCGCGAGUGCGGGCGCAGGCAAUAGCGCACCAGUCUGGAGUACCGUGAUCGCCGGGGCGAUGGCUGGUGUAGUCACGGUGUAUGCUACAAUGCCAUUCGAUACCAUCAAGACACGUCUACAAGCGUUGGAUGGCUCUCAGCGAUACCGCGGAUCUGUCCAUUGUCUACAGUCAAUCGUUAGUACAGAAGGUACUUUGGCGCUAUGGAAGGGGACUACUCCUCGUCUCGCCCGUCUCAGCAUCUCGGGUGCCAUCAGCUUUGCGAUAUACGAGCGUGUGGUUCAGUGGACGGGAUCGUUCCGAGGUUAG